AUUUAUGCUUAAAUAAUAUUAUCUUUUGAACAUAGUUUGCAUAAAUUGAAGGAUAUAAAAUUUUAUACACACCCAAUUGAGCUCUACCGAUGAUUUAUUUAAGACUAAAGUAUACUGUAUACGUGUAGGUCGUAUGGACCUGAGAAACUUAAAAUUCGAUCUGAAAUUCAACUACCAUUCUAAAUUUUUUCUUUAAUUAGAAGAUUCCUUGAACUGCCACAAAAACAAAAGCCGAUGGUUUGAAUACGAACUAACUAUUUAUGCAAAUUAUCCCAAUAUGAGUUGAAACAGUUUCUCUCUUGAUAGAUCGCACAAACGAAGAAGAAAUAUUAACCGAAGAAGAAAGUCCAAUUGUAAUGAAGAAAUAAUUGGAAUUUGAAGCCAACAUCUUUCCGGGUUAUGGCCUCGAGUGGAGGUGCGAUGGCGUCGUUCAUCUUGCUGGUCUACGCGGCCUUCCUCGCGGCUAAAACUGCAGCUGGCAGCGCAGCGGUGCUCACAGGCACCGAGUCGACGACAGCUCUGCCCCCAGCUGGAUACGCUGAAGGAGUCGCUGCCAAGUUCCCACUGAACCAAGUAGUGGCAUUCAGAAGACCAUCUACCGUCACUACCACCACCAACACCACCGCCAGGACGGGGGAUGUGGUCUUUCUGCCAUGUGAAACUCCUCAGUCUAUGGGCAAGCAGGUUUCAUGGGUGCGACGCAAUGACUGGCAUAUCCUGACCAUUAUCGUAGGAGGCAUGACAAGCAUGUCGCAGCUGGUGCACCUCUCAGUCGUCACGCCGCGGGCCGUCAUCCCUGGCAACGGCGAGUAUCACGUAGAUGCUGGCUCCACCAUCUCCCUUACCUGCUUCAUCGAGGAGAGUCAAGUGCCGCCACAGUUCAUCUUUUGGUACCACAAUUCCCGGAUGAUCAAUUAUUACAAAAGACGUGGGGGCAUAUCCGUGGAAAUCGACUCUAAGCCGAGAGUUCGAUCCCGACUCACCAUCACUGAUGCGAGUCUAACGGACUCAGGCAACUACACGUGUGAUGCAGCCAACACUGAGCCCGACAGCAUCACAGUGUACAUCACGCAGGGUGAGUGUGAUGCAGCCAACACUGAGCCUGACAGCAUCACAGUGUACAUCACGCAGGUGAACCAAAUCGCGGCAGUCCAGCCUCGGGAUGUGGAAGCGCUUGGAAUCUCUCGAGGCCAACAGCCGGAAUUGGUGGCUUGGGGCCCGCUGCUGUGGCUGUUGCUCAUAUUCUUGGCCCGGACCCAUGGCGAUUUCGGCCGUCCCAGUGGCAAUGUCUGCCUAAAAGGCGACCGUCACAACUACUGUCUAAAUAACGGCGGCGGCAAUUGUCGCCUAAAUGCCGAGGGUCUAAAAUCUGACACAAAUUGUGGCGGUGAUGUGAAGCACUGCAGCUGCCACCGCUUGCCCGUCCAUGAAGACACAAGUCGAGGUUAUGCGCAGGACGACCAAAACAUCGCAAAGGUCAGCAAAAGCUUCAGCAAACAAGACGCCAAAAAGAAGAUCAGUGUCAAGCAAGCAGUUUCUUUUGAGAUACGAAAGUGUGAAAAUGAAUUCAAACUACUUAAUAAUCAAAAUUGUUUUAUGAAUUGUGAACUGUUGCUCUUCAAGAAUAAUAAAGUUAGCAACACCUCACACUGACGCGAGACAAACAGAUGCAAUGACUUGUAAAUAAGAAAGUGUUCAUUUAAAUUGGCGAUGAACAAUUAACUAGCAAUUAGUGUUUAGAAAAAAUACUAGAGAAUAUAUCUCAUUGUUACGCUAUAGGCUGUCCUGCUAUAAAAUAUCUUCGCAAAUUUUGAAUUCGAAUGAAGACACGAAGUUUCUUAAUCAAAACCCAACACACGACAAAAAAAACACUUUUAUUAUACUUGCGAAUUGAGAGAAAUCAUUAUUUUCAG
Hyalella azteca is the source of this 1913-nucleotide messenger RNA. RefSeq lists its product as uncharacterized. Gene Ontology annotation, cellular component: neuron projection membrane. The transcript has 7 exons. The record is from RefSeq and is a predicted model, not a curated record. Gene Ontology annotation, biological process: synapse organization. Lineage: Eukaryota; Metazoa; Arthropoda; Malacostraca; Amphipoda; Hyalellidae. Bases 400 to 1653 code for a protein of 417 amino acids.